CCUUGAGCUUGGCACAGCUUUUUUCUUUAGCAAAUUCUUCUCCUUAACUUUGCCUUUACUUAACCAUAGUAUAUACACUAUCAUCAUAACAAGAGGUGUGAUCUCUUCCCUUGUUUCAAGAUAAUAUAUAUACAUAUAUAUUUGGCAGAAACUAGGGAAAUUAGCGAAGAUCAAAGGCAAGUUCAUAUGGACAUAGGAAAAGAAAGAACUCUUGAAGAAACGCCAACAUGGGCUGUCUCAGUAUUUUGCUUCUUCUUUCUUACAAUAUCUUUGAUCAUUGAGGGUGGUCUUCACAAAUUGACUGAGAUUUUAAGGAAGAGGAAAGGAAAAUCCUUGGGGAAGGCUUUGACCAAAACCAAAACAGAAAUGAUGAAAUUCGGUUUCAUGUCCUUUCUUCUCACAAUAUCGGAAGUGCCCAUAUCCAAAAUCUGCAUCACCAAGGAUGUGGCAAAUUCUCUUCUACCAUGUAAAGAUGCUGUGGACUUAACAGGAUUAACUUCAGCACCAGCUACUCGCACUUCAACCUCUGAAUUUGACAUAGCACCUGCUACCAACGAAUCCACAAUUGAGGUCAACUAUUGUGAAGCAAAGGGAAUGGUUAGUUUAAUUUCAAGUGAUGGAAUUCUGCAGCUAAAUAUAUUCAUCUCGUUUUUGGCGGUGUUUCACAUCUUGUUCUGCACAUUGACAAUGUGCCUUGGUAAGGCAAAGAUGAGAAGAUGGAAAAGAUGGGAGGACGAGACUCGAACACUUGAAUAUCAGAUAGCUAAUGAUCCAAGAAGAUUCCAGUAUACAGGUCAAACAUUGAUUGGCAAGCGUCAUUUGAAAUUCUGGAGCUACCAUUCUCCUUUGCUUUGGAUGGUUUGCUUUUUUCGGCAGUUCUAUGGUUCAGUCUCAAAAGAUGAUUACUUUACUCUACGAAAUGGGUUUAUUGCAGCUAAUAUUUCUUUAGGCAGCAAUUUCAACUUCAAGAAAUUUCUUUCUCGAACUUAUGAUGAAGAUUUUGAGAAGGUUAUGGGAAUCAGGAUUUGGAUCUGGAUUUUCUCCAUACUUUUCAUAUUUUUCAGCGCACAUGAGUUCUACAAUUACUACUGGCUUCCCUUUAUUCCACUUGUGGUUGCUUUACUUGCUGGGGCAAAACUUCAAGUCAUAAUAACAAAGAUGUGUGUAGAUAGUUGCAAGGAAAACCCAGUGAUCAAAGGAAGUCUACUUGUAACACCUAGUGAUGCACAUUUCUGGUUUCAUAGACCUGAAUGGCUUCUCCAUUUACUCAAAUUCAUCCUUAUCCAGAACUCCUUUCAACUUGCAUUCUUCACCUGGACUUGGUAUGAAUUUGGUCCAAGGUCUUGCUUCAAUCGAGAAAAAGAGGACAUUGCCAUAAGGAUUGCCAUGGGUGUAGCUGUGCAGCUCCUUUGUGGUUAUGUGACACUGCCCCUUUAUGCACUUGUUACUCAGAUGGGUUCUAGCAUGAGGAGAGAAGUUUUCACUGAGAGUGUCUCCAAGGGCCUCAAAAAUUGGCACAAAAAGGCUAAACAAUCUCUGUGUAAAAACAACUCAACUUCAAGCAAACACUCAAAUUCUUUGCAUUCCACAGUAGGUGAGAGUUCAAUAAGAGGAGCAGUGGAUAGUGUGCAUAACCCAGAUAAUGUAGCAGUCACUAGCUAUUCUUCUCCCCUCACCUCAGAGGUGGAAAAGAGAAUUGCACCAACCCAUGAGCAAGAGAUGUCAAGUUCAGAAAUCCCAACUAUUGAGGAAGAGAAUAACCCCAAGAUCAUCACCAGAGGAACCUAUGACGGUGAGAUCUCAUUUGGGAGCAGCUGGAAGAAUGUGGGAAGUAGCAGGGGAAUUGGAGAAUUUGGUUCAAUAACUGAAGAAGAUGAUGCUGAAAAAUUGUCUGAGUUGAAUCCAUAACCACAUUGUAAUAUUUUACAAAUUUUGUUAUCUAAUUUGUAAAAUUGUACAUUUUAUUACUCGUUUAAUCAGUUGUUUAAUAUAAUUAGUUGACCGUUAAUAUAUCAAGUUGAUUGUUAA
This is a messenger RNA of Cajanus cajan (pigeon pea), 2028 nucleotides long. Its product is annotated as MLO-like protein 9. The record is from RefSeq and is a predicted model, not a curated record. NCBI's taxonomy places the organism in Eukaryota, Viridiplantae, Streptophyta, Magnoliopsida, Fabales, Fabaceae. Gene Ontology annotation, cellular component: membrane. Gene Ontology annotation, biological process: defense response.